GGAAAAACAAGUCAACGUCAAGAUCGAGUUAUAUAAUUAAUGUUAACAAAAUUGCCUAAGAAUGUCAACAAAUACGAUGCAUCACCUAACUAUAUGAACUUUUCCCAAAAGUUUCCAGUCGUCAAAAUUGUAGAAACACUUUACAUCUUCGUUUAUAUUAGUUUGAUCAUAAAACAUCAUUAUUUGGAGAAUUGGUCAACGAAUCCGAACAACAUGAACCACGAUCUUAAUGCGCGCAGUUGUGAGAUGAGGAAAAAGUCCCUUAACAGAUUUCUACUUAUGUUACGCGAAGUAAAAUACUCUCUUGCUUGCUGUGAUAUCACCUUCUAGCUCUCGAACUCUCCUGCUAAAAGAUUGGGCAAACCAAAAUAUUUAUUUCGUUAUUUUGAGAGAAAGAAAAUAUCCACAGAGCCAAAAAACAUGAAAAUCGGUGAGCCAGAAAUAGCGCCACCCACUGAAAGUUUUAAAAACUAAAUUGACUUACAAAAACCUCAUGGACAAGUCAACGCGGCCUAAACGAAAUCGUCGUCACAGCAGACGAGCCUGGCCACCGGAGGAGGAGCUGCAUCCAGCAACCCGAGCCACAAAGAGGUUAUUUACUCCCGACAUCAAGAGGAUGCUAAAGGACUGGUUAAUUCGUCGCCGGGAGAAUCCUUAUCCCAGCAGGGAGGAGAAAAAACAGCUUGCUGCAGAGACUGGGCUCACGUACACUCAGAUUUGCAAUUGGUUCGCAAACUGGCGAAGAAAGCUUAAGAACUCGGAGCGAGAGAAAGCCAAGAAAUCCUGGGGUCAUCUGAUCAAAAAUUACAACCACAAUGCCCGAGGUAAUGUGGAACAAUUUAGCAUCUCGUCGGAGGACAGUAUUUGGGAGGAGGAGAUGCACUCGUGUCCCGCGGAGGAUGACGAAGGAGACGAUAAUGACGAGUUUUCAAGCCACAGCACUGGUAGCGAUGGCAAUGCCAAUAACGAAUCUUCAUCCCCAUACAAGCCGAUUGUGUUUGUAGGAUCUGCAGGAUUGUCCGAGCGGAUACCCAUUUUAUCAGAAGCACAACCAGGGGGCAGGGCCAAGUACAAGCACCAGAUGAUGGAAAAGUAUCUGCGUGAUAGUUCCACGGCAAAAACAAUCAGUCAACAGGGCACACAACUGAACAAGUGGCUGGAAAGUGCAGCAAAGUUCACACCGGACAGAAACAAUUAUCACAUCGAGUGGAAUACGAGCAGAAAGCUGGCAGUAACGGCAGUUGUGGACAAACGAUCUUUACCACAGAUGUGUCUGAGCCUGGUCGUGGUGAUCACUGGAUGCUUCAUCAUAAGGACGAAUUGGAAGCGGCAGAGGCCUUGGCCAACCUCGCCUUCAACUGCAGGCAACGCUGGCACCAUAUCUAAAGACUGAGGACUCCGGAACUGACGCCAUCAUUCCAGCAGAAGUUUCAGGCCCCGUUGGAAAGUGCAAUCUAGUCAAAUGGGCUUCUUCUGGUUUUCAUUUUCAAACUUUACAGUACAAUAAUCUCAUGUUACCAGGAUUUUGUUCAACUUUUAGCUACACUCAUUUAAAUUAUGUGAUAAAUUAAGACGAUCAUAUUUAUGUGAACUGAAAACCAGAUUGCGCCGAGAGUUAACAAUUACUACAGCUAGUUUAGAGUGAAAAACAAU
This is a messenger RNA of Drosophila teissieri, 1653 nucleotides long. Its product is annotated as homeobox protein Mohawk. The transcript is spliced from 4 exons. Gene Ontology annotation, cellular component: nucleus. Bases 494 to 1393 code for a protein of 299 amino acids. Gene Ontology annotation, molecular function: RNA polymerase II cis-regulatory region sequence-specific DNA binding; DNA-binding transcription factor activity, RNA polymerase II-specific. Gene Ontology annotation, biological process: regulation of transcription by RNA polymerase II; cell development; muscle organ development. Lineage: Eukaryota; Metazoa; Arthropoda; Insecta; Diptera; Drosophilidae. The record is from RefSeq and is a predicted model, not a curated record.